GGUGCUAGAGGUCCGAGACUGGCUCACCUGACAACAUGCAGGCCAGCGACCACGUUCGGAUGGCCCUGGGCCAUGGGGAAAGCAUUCAUACGCAGCAGCUAAGAACCGUCCGCCAAACCCAGAGGAGAGGAAGAAGAAGUGUGCGGCCUGACAUGCAGCUAUUCCCCAGCCCUUCUCUCUCCACCCGCGAAGAGAAGAAAGGGGGAAAACGGACCAAUUGUGUUCAGUUCAGUAAGGGCCAGUUGGAGUUGUUCUCCUCGAGCUCAGAGAGCUCAGUGUUCUGUUCAGUGUCACCAAGCACUCACAAUAUGUUCUCGAAUGCUUUUAUGUGCAGGGGAUAUAAGAGUAAAGAACGCAUUUUCGCAUCCAGGCCACGGGCCGAGGGCGGAAUGCUCCCCGAAUUCAGAAAACAUAAGAAUAAACAUUCCACUAUCGCAACCAGGCAAGCAGCCGAGGGCGAUAUGUCCCAAACACAAAAAAGAUUCUCUAAAGUGGAAAGACAUGAGAAGCGCUCCCCUAGUCUCACCACUGGGGGAGUGCUCGCUCAUUCGGCCAAAGCCCGCACAGCGAUUGUGAUGACGUCAUCACUAUGCGACGCCAGCGGGGCGGAAGUAUACGGAGGUCUUCUCUCGGCCCGCAUAGCAGACUGGCGCACAUGUGCAGUUCAUCCGUGGGUCUUAGCUACGAUUUCAUGGGGAUACAGGCUUCAAUUCGCAAUGAAACCACCUCGGUUCAACGGGGUUUUGAUGUCAGUGGCGGAGGGGGAAUCGGCCCGCGUACUGACAGCCGAAAUCGAAACUCUGUUAAACAAACGGGCGAUCAGAGUAGUGCCCGAGGAGGAGAGCCGUCAGGGUUUUUACUCCCACUAUUUUGUUAUCCCAAAGAAAGGGGGCACAGCCCUCCAUCCUAUUCUGGACCUUCGUGUGUUAAACAAGCACCUGUGAAAGUAUUCAUUCAGAAUGUUAACACACAAAGUACUCUGUCGAUCGAUUCGUCCAAACGAUUGGUUUGUGACAGUCGAUCUGGCAGACGCAUAUUUUCACAUAGAUAUUUACCCCUCUCACAGAAAAUUCCUCAGAUUUGCACACCGAGGCACAGCUUACGAAUUUCAAACUAUUCCAUUCGGGCUGUCGUUAGCCCCAAGGGUUUUUACCAAGUGUGUGGAAGCAGCUCUGUUCCCGUUGAGGAACAAGGGAAUAAGAAUAUUGUCUUACAUAGACGAUUAUCUCAUAUGCUCUUCGUCGAGAGAGCAAGCAGUGAAAGAUGCGGAGAUGUGUUAAAUCACCUCGGCAA
Messenger RNA from Triplophysa rosa, 1293 nucleotides. RefSeq lists its product as uncharacterized. The record is from RefSeq and is a predicted model, not a curated record. The transcript has a single exon. The coding region runs from base 36 to 944 and encodes 302 amino acids. NCBI's taxonomy places the organism in Eukaryota, Metazoa, Chordata, Actinopteri, Cypriniformes, Nemacheilidae.